AUGUCUCUCUUACAGAGUGCAUAUGGGUCUCAUCGAUGCUGCUGCACACAUCGUAUCGCUGCUCAGUGUGAAUGUUUGAAUGACGCUGCCCGGGAAACGGGGGCUCUAAUUAUCAUGAAGACUAAACGGCAGCCCCACGACGCGGUGCGCGGGGAGGGGGUACUGGGGAAGGAGGGUAGUGCCCCUGCACAUUCCUUGACUACACCGCACAGCGGAAGUCGUAGUUGUUGGCUUCUGCAGGAGUGGCCCCGUUUCAUAUGGCGCCGCAAGCCGAUCUGCGGCUCUUUGCUGGCGUGUGGUGCGUUAUGCCUGUGA
Trypanosoma grayi is the source of this 315-nucleotide messenger RNA. RefSeq lists its product as hypothetical. The record is from RefSeq and is a predicted model, not a curated record. Lineage: Eukaryota; Euglenozoa; Kinetoplastea; Trypanosomatida; Trypanosomatidae. The coding region runs from base 1 to 315 and encodes 104 amino acids. The transcript has a single exon.